This is a messenger RNA of Halteromyces radiatus, 1681 nucleotides long. Its product is annotated as adenosine deaminase/editase. Bases 144 to 1397 code for a protein of 417 amino acids. Lineage: Eukaryota; Fungi; Mucoromycota; Mucoromycetes; Mucorales; Cunninghamellaceae. Gene Ontology annotation, molecular function: tRNA-specific adenosine deaminase activity; double-stranded RNA binding; double-stranded RNA adenosine deaminase activity. The transcript has 11 exons. Gene Ontology annotation, biological process: adenosine to inosine editing; RNA processing. The record is from RefSeq and is a predicted model, not a curated record. Gene Ontology annotation, cellular component: cytoplasm; nucleolus.
GUAACCCGUGCGCGCGCUCUUUUUUUUUUUUUCCUUUAUUUUUUAUAUUAUUUUCUUUUCUUUCUUUCUAAACCCCCCCCCCUUUCCCCUUUAUUAUUAUUUAUUAUUAUACUUAUUAUUCUUAGUAAAUAUUAUUGUUAUCUAUGCUAGAUCCUUACUCUAUUAUUCCAGACUUGCCUAAUCAAUUGGCUCAAGCAAGUUUGAAUCAAUACAAUAAACUCGGAAAGAAUGGAAAACCUCAACUUCAUGCUACUAAAGCUGAAUGGACUAUUUUAGCUACUAUCUUGGCCGUUCAUUGUGUGAAUGAACAAGAUUAUACGAUCACUGUUUUAUCUAUGGGAACUGGUUUGAAAUGUUUACCUUUUAGUCGAUUGGAUCAAGAAGGUCAAUUGGUUCAUGAUGCACAUGCAGAAGUGUUGGCUAGAAGAGGAUUUAUCAAAUAUCUCCUCCGACACCCUGAUACAUUAUUUCAUUACAAUGACGAUGGCAAAUUAGUACCUCGCCCUGGAUAUACUUUCCACAUGUAUGUCAGUCAAUCACCAUGUGGUGAUGCAUCAAUGUCUGCUAUAGCUGAAAAUCAAACCGAAGAAUCUAAACAAUCGUUCCAUACAGGUGGCAAACGAAAAAUUGACUCAGAUUCAAGUUAUUCAGUACUUCAUCAACAUACUUAUGCAAAUAAACGACAAAAAAGAACGGAUGAUACGGCAACACUUCAAAGAGGACGGUAUGAUUAUCAAAAAUUUGGGAUCCUACGAACAAAACCAGGUCGACUAGAUUCUGAACCAAGUCUGUGUAUGUCAUGCAGUGAUAAACUGGCUCGUUGGAAUGUACUUGGGAUUCAAUCGGCUAUGCUUUCUCAUAUCUUUGAUCCUAUCUAUCUUGAUUCUAUAGUCAUUGGCGAUUUAUUUGAAAAGGAAUCUUUGGAAAGAGCUCUCUAUGGUCGUUUGACGAAUCUUGAUGGUUUACCUACGCCUUAUAAGGUACAUUACCCAAGAAUAGAAUCUACAACAUUGAAUUUCUGUUUUUCCAAAUCUGCUUUGAUGGCUACUGGCAAAUAUUCUUCUUAUAUCUCUAUAGGAACAAGUAGUUCAUGGAUUCUAGGAAUGGAAAAAUGUGAAGUACUUGGAUUUGGAAAGAAACAAGGUGGGCGUAAAUAUGAAGCGGCAAAUUUGAAAACAAGGUCAAUGCUUUGUCCCAAGGUUUUAUUCGAAGAUUUUAUUACCAUAGAGACAAAAAACAAAGAACGAGCUCAUAAAUAUGCCAAUGGUACUUACCGUGCAUGUAAAGAUCAAGCAAUAUUGUAUCAAAAAGCAAAGUCUUUAUUAUUGGAUCAAUGCUUUGGCGCGUGGGUACAAACACCAUCAAUAUAUCAAGAAUUUAGUGCAACGAUUGGAUGAUUGACAGGUAGUUGUGGAACCUUUGCCUGAAACGCCACUUUGUUGUAUGCAUGUAUGAAGUUAGGGGUGAGUAUCCAAAGGCCGAUCAUUGGUUUGCUUAGGUUCUUGUUUAGUUGUAUCAUCUUUUAUUCCCCUUUCUCCCCCUUUUUAUUUUGUAUAUUAUCGUUUUUUUUUAUAUAUGACACCAGUCACCUGCUCAAUAAAACAUAAACUUUUACUUUUCUAAUCUUCUUUUACUGACUCCUUUUUUUUUCUUUUUCUUUUUCUUUUUCUUUUCCUUUUCC